Amphiprion ocellaris (clown anemonefish) is the source of this 7361-nucleotide messenger RNA. RefSeq names its product multidrug resistance-associated protein 1-like. The coding region runs from base 619 to 5142 and encodes 1507 amino acids. Lineage: Eukaryota; Metazoa; Chordata; Actinopteri; Pomacentridae. The transcript has 30 exons. The record is from RefSeq and is a predicted model, not a curated record. Gene Ontology annotation, cellular component: membrane. Gene Ontology annotation, molecular function: ABC-type transporter activity; ATP hydrolysis activity; ATP binding. Gene Ontology annotation, biological process: transmembrane transport.
AAGUUUGCGGCCGAGCUGCUGUGUUUAUCCGACUCAUCUGCCAGACCGUCAAGCUUAAAACGCUGUCUCGUGACCACGUAGUGACCCGCUGUUGCUCCAGAGCUGUCAUGUGACCAUGUUGUGGUCUGCUAGUGACUGCCUGCCUUCUGUGCGACUUUCAGAUGCAGUGCGUUGCCGUGCAGGAAAAUUACAUCUAGUGGACACAAACCUUAAGGCUUCAGUUUUAGGAUUGUAUCACCACAAAGGCAGAGACAACAAUGAAAUGUCAGCUCUAAAGUAUCACUUCCCCUCUGAGUUUCUGCACACUGACCUCUGCAGGAAUGAUGAGGAUAUUUCCAGGGAGCUGAUUGGACAGGGGAGGAGCUUUAAUAUGUGUUGAUCUGUUGUCUUGAACAUCACCACCUACAGAGCAGCUCAGCUGCUGCUGAUCACAGCUGACGGAGAAGGAAGGAACCUUCACUCAGAGACUUCUCGCUGCAGUGAGAAAAAAUUUUAGCAGCAGAACCUUCUGACAAAUUCAACACAAGAUUACCAUAGAAGAAGAAAACAGGUGAGGAAAACAGCAGGAGGAAACAAGCGGUAGAAGAAGACGAGAAAGGUAGAAGAAGAGGUGUUAAAAUGGAAGCUCUGUGCAAUAACAGUGGUCUGGAUCCUUUGUGGGACUGGAACAUCACCUGGUACACUUCUACACCGGACCUCACAAAGUGUUUCCAGCACACUGUUCUUGUGUGGUUCCCCUGUGUUUACCUGUGGACCUGUUCUCCUCUCUACCUAGUCUACCUUCAGCUCCGCCCCCAAAAAGGCAUCAUCCCACUGUCCAAACUCUGCUGCAGCAAAACACUCCUGGGUCUCAGUCUGGCCUCCUUUGGUCUUCUAGAGAUGUUCUACUUUCUAGUGAAGAACGAGGAAGUCCAAAACCACCUGCUCAUCCUGCUGGGUCCACUGAUCCGGAGCCUCACUAUGGUUCUGGCUGUGGUUCUGAUCCAGAUGGAGAGGAUAAAGGGGACACGGUCGUCUGUCCUCCUCUUCCUCUUCUGGAUGUUCCUGGUUCUUUGCUCCAUGGUUCCUCUGAAGGUCACCAUCGAGCAGAUUAUUGAUCAGGGACUUUCAUCUGAUGCUCUUCGUUUUGUGGCAUUCUUCAUCUGUUUUUCCCUCCAACUCAUUGAACUGGUCCUCAGCUGCUUCUCUGAUUGCCGACCGCUGUCUGACAAACACGCCAACAUCCAGAAUCAGUGUCCAGAAGAAGAUGCCCCAUUUCUCUCCAAGUUUUUCUUCUUCUGGUUCAGCAGUUUGGUGGUUCGAGGUUACCGGCGACCCCUGCAGGCUGCAGAUCUUUGGACUUUGCGGGACCAGGACUCCUCAGUGUACAUAAUGACAGAACUGGACAAGUUCUGGAGUCAGAGCUGCAAACAGCUGCAAUCCUGGUCCUGGUCCCGGUCCCGGUCCCAGAGCCGUAGUUCUGCCGUGCCGACAGAAAAAACCCAGCUGCUGAAGAAGAACCAGGAAGGACGAGGCUGCUGCCUCAUCCUGCUGCGAGCUCUGGGGCGGAGCUUUGGACUGUACUUCCUGGUGGGGAUACUGUGUCUUCUGGCUCAUGAUGCCAUCAUGUUCGCCGUGCCGCAGGUGCUCAGCGUGCUGCUUGGCUUCAUGCGGGACAAAGACGCUGAGAUGUGGAAAGGUCUUCUGUUCGCCUCGCUGCUCUUCAUCCUGUCCUGUCUUCAGUCUGUCCUCCAUCACCAGUUCAUGUUCCACUGCUUCACUGUGGGAAUGAGGCUGAAGACUGCAGUCAUGGGCCUGGUCUACAGAAAGAGUCUGCUGAUGAGCAGCGCAGCACGGCAGCAAGGCACCCUGGGAGAAAUCAUCAACCUGAUCUCAGCCGACACUCAGAAGCUCAUGGACUUUGUGGUUUAUUUCAACAGCGUCUGGAUCGCUCCCAUCGAGAUUGCUCUCUGCUUCUAUUUUCUGUGGCAGCUCCUCGGCCUGCCUGCUCUUGCUGGUAUCACUGCCGUUGUUCUGAUUUUCCCUCUGAAUGGGAUCAUCGCUAAAAUAAGAAGCAAACUGCAGGAGGUUCAGAUGAAGUUCACUGACAGUCGGAUUAAACUGAUGAAUGAGAUCUUGGGUGGAGUGAAGAUCCUGAAGUUUUAUUCCUGGGAAGAAGCUUUCCUGCCUCGAGUCAAUGUCCUGAGAGACGGAGAACUCAGCGCCCUGAAGACUUCUCAGAUCCUUUACUCUGUUUCUCUGGCUUCUUUCAACUCCUCCUCCUUCCUGAUUGCCCUGAUAGUGUUUGGAGUCUACGUGUUGAUCGAUGAGCAGAACGUUCUGGACGCUCAGAAGAUCUUUGUUUCUGUUGCUCUGAUCAACAUCCUGAAGACGCCUCUGAGUCAGCUUCCCUUCGCCAUGAGCACCACCAUGCAGGCCGUCGUUUCGGUCAGACGUCUUGGAAAUUUCCUGAGUCAAGAUGAACUGAAGCCUGACAACGUAGAGAGACUUCCUCACAGCCCAGAUGGAGACGCUGUUCUGGUCCAGGACGGGUUCUUCUCCUGGUCCACCAGUGGACCACCGUACCUUCAGAGGAUCAACAUGAUGGUGGAGGCGGGGUCUCUGGUGGCUGUGGUCGGCCAUGUUGGCUCUGGGAAGUCAUCUCUGCUGGCGGCCAUGUUGGGGGAGAUGGAGAGGAGGCGUGGCUUCGUGUCAAUUAAGGGCUCAGUGUCGUACGUCCCUCAGCAGGCCUGGAUCCAGAAUGCCUCUCUGAAGGACAAUAUUUUAUUUGGUGGACAGAGGAUGGAGAGCUGGUACCACCGAGUGCUGGACGCCUGUGCUCUGCUGCCAGAUCUGGACAUCCUGCCCGCCAGAGAUGACACCGAGAUCGGAGAGAAGGGGAUGAACCUGUCCGGGGGUCAGAGGCAGAGGGUGAGUCUGGCCCGAGCCACCUACAGGAGGUCAGAUGUUUACCUGCUCGACGACCCGCUGUCGGCGGUCGACGCUCAGGUGGGACAGCACAUAUUUGACCGAGUCAUUGGACCUGGAGGACUCCUCAAAGGCAAAACUCGGGUUCUGGUGACUCACGGCCUCAGCUUCCUCUCUAAAGCAGACCUGGUCCUAGUGAUGGAGGAUGGCCACAUCUCAGAGAUGGGUUCCUACAUGGAGCUGAUGGACAGAAAGGGAGCCUUUGCUAAACUAAUCCACACCUUCAGUGGAACCCAGCGCAGAGAGAGUUCCACCCUCAAAGACAAGAGCAGCAGAAAGUCAGUUUCUCGCCUCAGUGUGACAGAUUUUUCCAUUGAUCUUUCUCAGGAGCAGCUGAUCAGCCAUGAUUUGAGCAGUGCCAGUGUUAAAGUGAUGGGGCUUGUGGAUCAGGAUUCAGUCGCUGAGAAUGCUGGGAAACUUACAGAAGCUGACAAGGUCCAUACAGGCAGAGUGAAGCUGCAGAUGUACAGAGAGUACUUCAGGACAGUUGGCCUGACCUUCAUCAUGACCAUCGUCUUCCUCUGUGCCUUCCAGCAGGCCGCCUCAUUGGCCUACAACUAUUGGCUGAGCCUGUGGGCCGAUGAGCCGCCUGUCAACGGCACACAGAGCGACCACCAGCUGAAACUGAGUGUGUUUGCAGCACUGGGAUUCACACAGGGGUUGGCCAUGUUUGGUACGACUCUCGCCAUUGCUCUGGGAGGGAUCGUAGCAUCGCGUCACCUUCACACCGAUCUUCUGUACAGUGUCCUGCACUCGCCCAUGUCCUUCUUCGAAGUGACACCCAGCGGUAACCUUCUGAACCGUUUCUCUAAAGAGAUUGAUGCCAUCGACUGCAUGAUCCCUGAAGGCCUGAAGAUGAUGCUGGGCUACUUGUUCAAGCUGCUUGAGGUCUGCAUCAUUGUGUUGUUGGCCACACCCUUCACAGGGCUGGUGCUCCUCCCCCUCACUGGUGUCUAUGUCUGCAUACAGAGUUUCUAUGUUGCGUCAUCGUGUCAGCUGCGACGUCUGGAGGCAGUGAGUCGCUCACCGAUCUACAGUCACUUCAACGAGACGGUGCAGGGCGUCGGCACAAUCCGAGCAUUCGGUGAACAGCGACGCUUCAUCCUGCAGGCUGACCGGCACAUUGACAACAACCAGGAAGCUUAUUUCCCUCGCUUUGUUGCUACCAGAUGGCUGGCAGUGAAUCUGGAGUUUUUGGGGAAUCUGCUGGUUUUGGCUGCAGCCAUCCUGUCGGUGCGAGGUCGGCAUGAACUCAGCCCGGGCAUCGUGGGACUGGCAGUGACACACUCUCUCCAGGUGACAGGAAUCCUGAGCUGGAUUGUUCGUUCAUGGACUGAUGUGGAGAACAACAUAGUGUCAGUGGAGAGAGUUAAAGAAUACGAGAACACAACCAAAGAGGCUGCAUGGACGCUGGAGGGUUGUUCUCUACCGGCAGCCUGGCCGAGCACAGGGACCCUCCAGUUUGAAAACUUUGGACUGCGGUACCGUAAAGGUCUGGACUGGGCUUUAAAGGACAUCUCCCUCAGCAUCCAGGACAGAGAAAAGGUGGGGAUUGUUGGAAGAACAGGAGCUGGAAAGUCAUCUCUAGCUUUGGGAAUCUUCAGGAUUCUGGAGGCAGCAAGUGGACGGAUCUUAAUCGAUGGGAUCAACAUCACUCAGAUCGGCCUUCAUGAUCUCAGAUCCAGAAUCACCAUCAUUCCUCAGGACCCAGUGCUGUUUUCUGGCUCUGUCAGGAUGAAUUUGGACCCCUUCGAAACUUGUUCAGAUGAAGAUGUGUGGAAGGCUCUGGAACUGGCUCACCUCAGCAGCUUUGUGUCGGCUCUGCCACACAAACUGAAUCAUCAGUGCUGUGAAGGAGGCGAGAACCUCAGUCUUGGUCAGCGGCAGCUGCUGUGCUUGGCCAGAGCUCUGCUGAGGAAGACCAGGAUCCUGGUUCUGGAUGAAGCCACAGCAGCUGUGGACCUGAAAACAGACCAGCUGAUCCAGUCCACCAUUCGUACUCAGUUUAAUGACUGUACCAUCCUCACCAUCGCUCACCGCCUCAGCACCAUCAUGGACUACACCAGGGUCAUUGUCAUGGACCGGGGCUCCAUUGUGGAGAUGGAUUCUCCUUCUCAACUCCUCCACCUACAGGGACAUUUCUAUCAGAUGUGUCUUGAGGCUGGUUUGAUCUGACAGUUUUAAAAACGAACUGGAAUGAUGGUGGGCUGAUGUAAAAACCAUGUAGACAUUAAUACAUAAUAAAUGCAUUUUUGUUUGAUGGACUGUGAGAUAAAACCAACCAGUCGGUGAGACCAGGAUCUUUUUUCAAUAUACAAAAGUCUAAAUCAGUAGAGAAGUUCGUCCAGAUCUGUGUGUAAAGUUUAUUCAUAUUUAGUGCACAUAUGUUGAGUCUGACCAGGAGUAGUAAAGGAGUCAUCAGUACUUUAUUCACCUGAAAUACACAAAUUAAAUAAUAAUCAUUAAAGUACAGCAGACACCGUCUUAGCCAUGGCAUUUAAACCACCUGUCUAAUGUUGGAUCACAUUGUUGAGGCCUGGACUCCAAAUCUGAAGGUGUCCUAUGGUCCUCUCUGGUUGGUGGAGGACCCCACAGCCCUCUGAAGGUGUCCUAUGGUUCCCAGUGAUCGAUGACAUUAGUACAUGGUGUGAUCAAACAGGACUGUGUGGCGUCUGUGAUAUGUUCCAUUCACCGGUGCUCUACGUCAGCAGUAGCAGACCAGGUGAGGUGUCUGUUUUCAGGUGUUUCUUUGGUUACUAUGGUUACCGCGCAGAGACCAAACAGCAGUACAACCUUGGAAGAGACCAGAGAAGGAGUUCAGGAGCUGCUGCUCUUCAACCUCCACCUGGUGGUUUCCUUCAGUUCAUCCCCAGAUUAUCAACACAAGUUCUACUGUAAUGUUGUGAGAACAUUGAAACCAGCUGAACUGAGAUUCAUGUUGUUGCUCCCAGAUGAGAUCUCUGUGGAAACUGUAACACUGAAGGACAUUCAGAGAUGGUGAAACUUAAAACCAGUAAACCAGGGCUGGGAGGGUUACUGUGCUUUCAUGUUUCCAUCUGUUUGCUUAUCUCCUGCUCUUCUUCUCUGUCUUCCCAGGUUGAGAGAAACUCUUCUGUGCUGAUCUGACAGUAUUCAACAACAGUUAGUUCAGCCAGGGUUAGAAUUAUGGGUUAUGGGUUAGGGUUACCCCUAACCCAUAAUUCUGAACAACCGUAGCAUUUCUUUUGACCUGUGAACUCCUUGUGUACCCUUCAUUACCUGAAAUGACAAAAAUGUGUCUAGUUUUGAUCCAUUUUUCUGAUUUGUAAAAUCAAUCGGGCCUUUUCUGUAAUUUACGAUUCAUAAAAGAUGAAUUUAUUUGUUUUUAAUUUAAUUACUGAGUUCAAUUCAGUCUUAUUUAUGCAGCUCCAACUACAGUUCAGAUUGUCUCCAGACAUAUUACAGAACCCAUAUGGCGUGACCCCCGAGAGGUCAUGAGCAGAAGAGCUAGAAGGUUCUGGUUCUGGUUCUGGUUCUGCCAUCUUUCUGUGUGGAGUCUCCAUGUUCUCCCUGCUGGGUUCUCCAGGUUCUCCAGCUUCCUCCCACAGUCCAGAAACAUGCUGAGGUUAACUAGUGAUUCUCAGUUGUGUGUAGAUGUGUGUGUUUGUUUGUCAAAGCCAUUCAUUCAUAGUCUAUGUAUCCUAUUACAUUUAUAGUCUGUGUAUCCUAUUACAUUUAUAGUCUAUGUAUCCUAACAGAUACAUACUCAUGUAUAUGUCUACCUGUAUGUAACAGAGUACAGUACUGUCCACAGUAUUAUGUCUCCUGUUCUCAUUAUUGUCCACUUCACUCUGUUUUACGUCCUCCACAUGUUUUAAGGUUUAUAAACUGCCUGUUAGACUUCUUCACCUUCACCAGCAGUGGAGAUCGAACCACCAACCUUCCACUCCCCACUAAAUUAACUGCUCUUUAUUCCCUUCUUUCCUCUGUCAGGCUCUUUGAGAACAUCAUGUGCCAUCCUUUAUGCUCCAUAUACAAGUUCCUUUCUCAAAGAAUAUUUCAUAUUGCUAUGUGGAGUCAGGAUGAGGUAUAAUACACUCUAACAUUAUGGUAGUACCAUGACACUUAUAUUCAGGACACUACUAAUGUAAUAUAAGGUUUGGACCAGAAACAGUUUUGAUGUUUGUUGCAACAUUCGUACGUGAUGGAGGUCUAUUUUGGCCUUUUGCUGCUAACAGUUUUCAUACAGUGUUUGUCUUAAAUCUCUGUCUUGUAGCUUCAUUUUGUAUUUUAGCUGUGUGUUUUUAAUUUAUUUGGGUAGUUUAGACUUUAACAAUUGUUCUGAUAAUGUGUGUCCAAGUUACCUGUAUUGUGUCUCUAAAAUUAUUUAAAAAUAUGAAUUAUAUUUUCCCACA